Molecule: messenger RNA, 1183 nt
Organism: Acanthopagrus latus (yellowfin seabream)
Lineage: Eukaryota; Metazoa; Chordata; Actinopteri; Spariformes; Sparidae
Product: surfeit locus protein 1
Exons: 9
Coding region: 134-1051 (305 amino acids)
Biological process (GO): mitochondrial respiratory chain complex IV assembly
Cellular component (GO): mitochondrion; membrane
Source: RefSeq, a predicted model, not a curated record
CGGGGCGGACCGUCACCAAACCGGAAGGGGUAACACGAGAAGCGGUCCCCCUUCGGAUCAGUUAUGUAGCUGACAUUUAGUCGGUUGUCUCGUCCAGUUUCUCCCUGUUUUCUCACUGAUGUUUUGAUCCAGAAUGGCUUCCUUGAAAUCAGUGCUGGCUUUUUCCACCAGGGUGCUCACGACAGUAAAGAAACAGACUUAUGUUGUUUACAUCAAGAGGACUCUCCUCUUGACCAGACAGCCACUCUUCAAACGUGCAGACGGCAGGUUUAUUCCCUUCGUGCGACAGCUGAACUCCACAGGAGCCAGCGCAGAUAAAGCAGAAGACUCUUUCCUCAAAUGGUUUCUGCUGCUCAUCCCUGCCGCCACCUUUGGCCUUGGGACAUGGCAGGUGAAACGACGUCAGUGGAAGAUGGAGCUCAUCGCUGAUUUGAGGAGACUCACCACAGCAGAACCCAUCCCCCUUCCUGUUGACCCUCAUGAGCUGAAAAGCCUCGAGUACAGAAGGGUGAAGGUGCGUGGAAAGUAUGACCACUCACAGGAGAUGUACAUCCUGCCCCGCUCUCCAGUCGACCCAGAGAAAGAGGCCAGAGAGGCAGGCCAGUUGUCUUCGAGCGGAGAGACCGGGGCAAAUGUCAUCACUCCAUUCCACUGCACCGACCUCGGCAUCACAAUCCUGGUGAACAGAGGUUACGUACCAAGGCAGAAGAUCAGACCGGAGACCAGGAUGAAGGGACAGACUGAAGAUGAAGUGGAGGUGGUCGGGGUAGUUCGGCAGACAGAGCAACGCAAACCCUUCGUGCCGCAAAACGAUGUGGAGAGAAACCGCUGGCAUUACCGAGACCUGGAAACCAUGGCCAGCGUCACCGGAGCAGAGCCCAUCUUCAUCGACGCUGACUUGGGGAGCACCAUUCCUGGAGGACCAAUAGGUGGACAGACGAGGGUUACACUGAGGAAUGAACACAUUCAGUACAUAGCAACAUGGUACGGCUUGUGUGCAGUCACGUCCUACAUGUGGUUUGCAAAGUUCGUCAAGAAGAUGAAACUGUAAUGUGACGAAACGGUCGGCCUGAAAUGUUGCUGAGCAAACCUCAUGUACUUGAUUUGUGCUGCAUCGAUCAAAAUAUGUAAAUAGCUGUGAAUUAUUCUCUGAAACGUAUGAGAAUAAAUUAAUAUAAAUUAA